Molecule: messenger RNA, 3369 nt
Organism: Vicugna pacos (alpaca)
Lineage: Eukaryota; Metazoa; Chordata; Mammalia; Artiodactyla; Camelidae
Gene: PRDM5
Product: PR/SET domain 5
Biological process (GO): regulation of transcription by RNA polymerase II
Cellular component (GO): nucleus
Molecular function (GO): DNA-binding transcription factor activity, RNA polymerase II-specific; RNA polymerase II cis-regulatory region sequence-specific DNA binding; protein binding
Source: RefSeq, a predicted model, not a curated record
CAAAAGAAAUGACUCCCAUUUUCUCUAGAAGGAAGAAACAUCCUUUUAAAGUUCCUUUUGAGGGCCACUGCAACACCUACGAACUUAAUUAAAAACUCUAAAAGACUUCCGGCGUUAUUACAUUGUCAUGACACCAGAUUCCACUGGUUGGGCAUUUCCCUCUCAUCUCAGCCUUGCCCCCCUCCCCAACUCCCCCCAAAUCCACUGCUGUACGUCUGAAAAUCUGUAAAUCUGUAAUUGGUCUGGUGACUUUUAAAGCAAGAGAGGCCUCGGGAAUAGCUUAUUUUUGGAAGUGUAAGAAUUUCCCAAGGAUUAGGACACCAUAAUAAAACUAGUUGCUAUUGUAUUAAAAUAUUACUUCAGUUGUUCACGACAAAGUUUGAGUUAACUUGAAAUGCAUUAUUUGCCGGCUGUGUACACCCUCCUUUCUCUGAACGUUAAUCAGCAUAAUUAUUGGUCCCCAAUGAAACAAGCAUGGAAAAAAAAAUCGAAAGAUGCAAAACUUAGUUGUGAAAAGGACCAAAAUUUCCUAGACCUCAGGGAUUGUUCUCAGUAGUUAGGCACUAAGUUUGCUCUCAGCCCAGAACUUGUAAAGUUGUUUUGGAGAACGGCCCCAGCUCGGUCAAGGCCCAUUUGGUUUUGCAUCUGAAGAGUGUAAAAUUCCCCGACUGGGAGUAAUAGCCUACAGGGCGAAACCCAGAGCUGCACAAGGGCGGGCACACACGCUGCCGCGCUGGGCGCAUGGUGCAGGCGGGUCGGUUCGGCUCCCCGGCCCCCGGGUUCGAGGCUCCGGGGUCAGCCCUGCUCUGGGCUCCGCGCCCGGGCGCGGGUCCGAGCCGCCAACUUCGGGCCAAUCAGCGCGCGGCGUCCGGCGCCCGCAGCGCCCCGGCCCGCGCCCCCCGCGCCCCCGCGGCAGCAAUGGCAGCAGCGGCCUCGGCGGCUCCGGGCCGAGCCAGACCCGGGACGAGGAGGGGCUGAGCCGCGGGGGAUCCUGGAAUCGGCGGGGAGGUGGGGAUUCUGGGAGGAAAACUCCAUUUCCUCCUUCCCCGCCGGCCUCUCCCCUCCACCCUGGCACCCCAAGUUUCGAUGUGUCGCCUCCCGGGCGCAGAGCGCCGGUAUUGAGCGAGGCGGCGGCCAACGCGGCUGGCAAAAUGCUGGGCAUGUACGUGCCGGACAGGUUCUCCCUGAAGUCCUCCCGGGUUCAGGACGGGAUGGGGCUCUACACGGCCCGCAGAGUGAGAAAGGGUGAAAAGUUUGGACCAUUUGCUGGAGAGAAGAAAAUGCCUGAAGACUUGGAUGAAAAUAUGGAUUACAGGUUGAUGUGGGAGGUUCGUGGGAGUAAGGGAGAAGUUCUAUACAUUUUGGAUGCUACCAACCCGCGACACUCCAACUGGCUUCGCUUUGUUCAUGAGGCACCAUCUCAGGAACAGAAGAACUUGGCUGCCAUUCAAGAAGGAGAAAAUAUUUUCUAUUUGGCAAUUGAAGAUAUAGAAACAGAUACAGAGCUUCUGAUUGGCUACUUGGACAGUGACAUGGAGGCUGAUGAUGAAGAACAGCAAAUUAUGACAAUGAUCAAAGAAGGAGAAGUCAAAAAUUCUAAAGGACAAUCAACAGCUGGCAGAAAAGAUCGCUUUGGCUGUAAAGAGGACUAUGCCUGUCCCCAGUGUGAAUCGAGUUUUACCAGUGAGGAAAUUCUUGCUGAGCAUCUUCAGACAUUGCACCAGAAACCCACAGAGGAGAAGGAAUUUAAGUGCAAGAGCUGCGGGAAGAAAUUCCCAGUUAAGCAGGCUUUGCAAAGACAUGUUCUUCAGUGCUCAGCAAAAAGCAGUCUGAAGGAUUCUUCACGAAGUUUUCAGUGCUCUGUUUGCAAUUCUUCCUUCAGCUCAGCGUUGAGUUUUGAGCAGCACCAGGAGACUUGCCGGGGAGAUGCCAGGUUUGUGUGCAAGGCUGACAGCUGUGGAAAGAGGCUGAAGAGCAAGGAUGCCCUGAGAAGACACCAGGAAAAUGUCCACGCCGGAGAUCCUAAGAAAAAGCUCAUAUGUUCAGUGUGCAAUAAAAAGUGUUCUUCAACAUCAAGCCUACAGGAACAUAGGAAGAUUCAUGAGAUAUUUGAUUGUCAAGAAUGUAUGAAGAAAUUCAUUUCAGCUAAUCAGCUAAAACGUCAUAUGAUCACCCACUCAGAAAAACGACCCUAUAAUUGUGAGAUUUGUAAUAAAUCUUUCAAGAGGCUUGAUCAAGUGGGUGCCCACAAAGUAAUACACAGUGAAGAUAAGCCUUACAAAUGCAAGCUUUGUGGAAAGGGAUUUGCUCACAGAAAUGUUUACAAGAAUCACAAGAAGACCCACUCUGAAGAGAGGCCCUUCCAGUGUGAGGAGUGUAAAGCUUUGUUCCGGACCCCAUUUUCUUUGCAGAGACACCUGCUCAUCCAUAACAGUGAGAGGACUUUCAAGUGUCAUCACUGUGAUGCUACCUUUAAAAGGAAGGAUACCUUAAAUGUUCAUGUCCAGGUGGUCCAUGAAAGACACAAGAAGUACAGAUGUGAGCUGUGUAAUAAAGCGUUUGUUACACCUUCAGUGCUUAGAAGUCACAAGAAGACACACACAGGAGAAAAGGAGAAAAUCUGCCCAUAUUGUGGCCAGAAGUUUGCCAGCAGUGGUACACUGCGAGUUCAUAUCCGCAGCCACACAGGUGAGCGUCCCUAUCAAUGCCCUUACUGCGAAAAAGGAUUCAGUAAAAAUGACGGGCUGAAGAUGCACAUUCGUACUCACACCAGGGAGAAGCCGUACAAGUGCUCAGAGUGCAGCAAGGCCUUCAGCCAGAAGCGAGGGCUGGAUGAGCACAAGAGGACGCACACGGGGGAGAAGCCUUUCCAGUGUGAUGUCUGUGACUUGGCUUUUAGCCUGAAGAAAAUGCUGAUCCGACACAAGAUGACCCAUAAUCCCAAUCGCCCGCUGGCUGAAUGCCAGUUUUGCCAUAAGAAGUUUACAAGGAAUGACUACCUCAAGGUGCACAUGGACAAUAUCCAUGGCGAAGCUGACAGCUAGUGGUAGCUGCACAGGAAUUAAGCUAUUCAGAAGGGCUCCUGAUAUGAAACCCAGAUUUCUCUCACCUGAUUAGCAUAGCAGAACUAGGCAAAAGUAAUUCACUGGUCUCAGAGUUCUUAUUUGCCGAACUUUAGAGUCUGUAGAUAAUAUGCCAAAAAAAAACCCCAAAAAACUCCUUUUAUCAAGAAAUGGUACAAAUGGAAAAAAAAAAUAACUUUGUAGCCUUUCAAAAGACUACUGUGUUAUGUCUUAUAAAAAUGGAAAAAGUUGCUAUGGCUCUUCUUCUUGGCCGUCUCUCUAUAAUGAAGUUUAUUAACAUACCCCU